Molecule: messenger RNA, 561 nt
Organism: Acanthoscelides obtectus
Lineage: Eukaryota; Metazoa; Arthropoda; Insecta; Coleoptera; Chrysomelidae
Source: the annotation of a GenBank genome assembly
AUGCCUGGAACAGAUUGGGCUCGUUCUUUCUUACAACGACAUAAGAAAGAUAUUAGCCAAAAAGUUGCAUCGAACAUCCAGAGAGCUCGGGCUAAUGUUUCAAGGGAAGAUAUAGUCCAAUAUUUCGAAAAUUUGAGUGAAACGUUAAAGCAUAUCCCAGCUUGUAUUAUAUUCAACUACGAUGAAACAAAUGUGCAGGAUGAUCCCGGAAAACAAAGGUUGCUUGUUCGGCGUGGUACAAAAUACCCUGAAAGGAUAUGCAACUUUACCAAAACUCCUACUACCAUAAUGAUGUGCGGGUCGGCUUCUGGUGUGCUGCUUCCACCAUACGUCAUAUGUAAGGCCGAGAAAAUGUGGAAGCAGUGGAUUGAGCCCGGUCCCAAGGACGAGCCUUGCUGCAACAAUAGGUGCUGCAGUGUAGGAUCACGAUAUAAUCGAACCCAACAUGGAUGGAUGGACGCUCAAACGUUUACAGAUUGGCUUGAAUCAGCUUUUGUUCCUCAUGCAAAAUCUCUUCCUCGUCGGAAUGUGUUAAUUGGAGACAACCUAUUGGCAGUGUAG